This is a messenger RNA of Sycon ciliatum, 2345 nucleotides long. RefSeq names its product transmembrane protein 87B-like. The coding region runs from base 176 to 1708 and encodes 510 amino acids. Gene Ontology annotation, biological process: retrograde transport, endosome to Golgi. NCBI's taxonomy places the organism in Eukaryota, Metazoa, Porifera, Calcarea, Leucosolenida, Sycettidae. Gene Ontology annotation, cellular component: Golgi apparatus; membrane. The transcript has a single exon. The record is from RefSeq and is a predicted model, not a curated record.
UAAUACUAUUCUAAGCGCAUUGAACAUACUUCUUUGAAGAGAAAGGCCUUGCAUUUUCUAAAUUUUUCAGGCCAGGGUAGUCCAAGCCACUUUGACUCAAGUAAUUUGUAUUAGUUUGAGUUGGCUCGUGACUCAGACUAAUUGGGAGUUCUUGCUGGUGGAUGCGCCUGGUACAAUGGCUCCGAACAAGCUAUUAGCUGUUCUGACGGUGUUGUUUUCAUCGUUGCAGAUCUGCUUGGCGUUCCCCAAACCUGGAAUAAAAGACCUGAGCCUUGAACUGGUUAAUCCAUACAAUGUCUCUGUGAAAUGGAUGACGCUGACACUGUCGGAGAACGCCACCAUCGACUUCAAGGGCGCAUGCCACUCGGUAGGUGCGGCAACAGUUCAUUUGAAAUACAGACUACUCAUAACGCAGUGUGCCAGUUAUUUAGACAGACUCGAAGAAAGUAUAGUGCUUCAGGGAGACUUUGGCUACAAUCCAGUGGUGGGGACAGAGUGGGUGGAGAUCCCUCUGGAUUGCACAGCAAGUACGACCGGUAGUGGCGAUCCGUUGCAGUUCACGGAGGUCGCUCCCGAGAGAGCAUGGCUGGAGGAUACCGCAUACCACAACACCUGUUUGGAUCCUGCGAAGAGUGUGAGCGAUCUGAUGGAGGCCGUUCUUCAAGCGCGCACGCGGCGCAGCGCUCCGUUCUACAAGAAAGUGAAGAAGGAGGUGGUGUGCAAGACGACCAAGCGCCAGGUGUUCGCGCUGGUCUUUGCCGCGCAAGCUGACCCCGUGUCCAACGGUGGUGUUCUGAACGUCACUGUAGCUGUACAGGUGGAGAUGAAGAACCGCUGGGGAUACCUGUCUGCGCUCGACUAUCCCAAUCUGGUCUUCUAUGGCAUCAUGACCGCCCUGUACUCGCUGUAUGCGUUCGGCUGGCUGCUUGCACUCAUGUGCCACUACAAGGAUUUGCUGCGUGUCCAGUUGUGGAUUGGCGCAGUCAUUGCCCUGGGUUUGGUUGAGAAGGUGUUGUUCUUCAGCGAGUAUUACCGUGGUAACGCCGAGGGCAGAGAGGGCAUGUCGUUGCUCGUCGCUGCUGAGAUGGUGUCGGCGGGCAAGCGCACACUGGCCAGACUUCUCGUCAUCAUCAUCUCGCUGGGCGUUGGCAUCGUACAGCAAGGACUUGAUUCCAAACUCGUCCCCGUUGUCGGCAUCGGUAUUCUGUACUUCAUGGCCGCGUCGGUCGAGGGUAUUUUGCGCGCCGUGGCCAGCUCCGAGGAGGUCGCCACCACCGAGGGACAGGUGAUAUCGCUGGCGGUCGUUCUGCUCGACGCCUAUAUUAUCACCUUCAUCUACAAGUCGAUCAAGUACACGAUGCGAAUACUGCGCCUGCUUCACAACACAGUCAAGCUCUCACUCCACCGGUACUUCUCCAUCGCCAUCAUCUUCGCCGCGGUCGCUUCCGUGGCGUUCAGCAUGUGGUCGUACUUGCAGUUCCGCUCCUCGGCCUGCAUCAAGGACUGGCAACAUAUCUGGCUGCUGAAUGGCUUCUGGCACAUUCUCUUCAGCUUCCUGCUGCUCUUCAUGAUGGUGCUGUGGAGGCCAUCGGAGGACAACAGCCGCUACGCUUACUCGUCGUCCGCUGAUCUCGCCAGCAACGAGGACAAACCUGAGCAGAUGUCGAGCGAAGGGUUUGAGAGUAUGAAGAUGCGCAAUCUUGGUUAGGGAGUAACGAUACAUUAGUGUGUUUACUUCCCUGUGUCUUGUUGCUGUUCAGCCUUUCCUUUUGGUUUUGACGAGUCGUCUUGUCUUUUCUUCGUUGCAAUAUUCAAUACUACGUACUAUAAAAGCCCAUUAUUCUAACGAGGCGCAUAUGUAACGAUCUCCCAAAAUUGUCUAGUUUACGUGUACCAAAGGUAACGAAUCUCACUCAUUCUCAACGCUCAAUAGGACAGUAUAUGUAUCGAUUUCUGCAUACCGAUUUCUAAUUUAACGACAGAUUUCUCCUCGUGAACUCGUUAGAGUUAGCACUUUGUUAAAUAUUAUGGCUUUUACAGUAUUCAACCAUCACACAGCCUAACUUGAUGAUGAUACAUGGCGCAGUGAACUGGUUUUAGGAGCAUUUCUAUUGUACUGAAAGGAUAAGCAGCAGCUCUUGGCCUGUUAAUCAAUUAAGCAGUUCGACCUCCACCAAUUGCGCUCUCUGGCCGACCUCAGAAUUAUGUCGUUACUCGUGAAGUGUCCGUACUCGCAAAGCCCCUAUAAAAAUGUAUACUGAGUAUGAAUCCAUAUUUUGUAUAGUAUGACAUGCAAAAUCAAAAUGUGCUGUGCCCGUUACGUUCAGCAGUUGAAGGUCCUUGAA